CCCCUAAUCCCUGUGUAGUCUAGAUCAGGGAGUAGUACAAUACCGUAUUGUACUCGUACUUCGUAGAUCUACUACUAAGUACUCCCUGCCUGGUCUAGAUUCUACCCGGUGCAGGUGCGGCACAUGAUCUGAUGAUUGUGCACGUGUGGGUCCUGUGCAUGACUGCAUGUGCCAUGUGGGACCGGGAGCCUCUUGCAGUCUUUUGACUUUUGUCAGUUUGACGAAAAUGAAGAUGCUGUGCAUGUGCAUUUAUUUCUUCCUUCUCGCGCCGCACUGACAGUCGGUUUUUGGCUGGCUGUUCGCUGUUCGUAGUGACUUGAGUCAACAGACAAGAAGUAGAGAAAGCGAGAAAAGUCUGCUUCAAAUGAAGUGUGUGAAGGCGAACUUUCGUCAUCUUUGCCAUUUUUGGCCAGUUCACAAUUUCAGUACUUGCAUGUUGAACGAUUCUUGAAAUUUGAAUUUGUCAAAAAAUAAUCUAUGUCAGUGUCAGCCUUUGGGUUCAGACCGAGAGAAGCUCCCCAAGGCAAUGGAGUUAGUUUGAAAAAGCAUGGAGGAUAAGUGUCUGCUGAGUUCCGGAGGUGGUGGCUCGCCAGCAUCACUCUCACGUACGAAUUCAGAAAGUAUAAGGACUCUGAGUGAGAAGCAGGAUAUUGUCAAGAACCUCUGUAUCAAUGACAGUCAAGCUACAAGGAACGUCAGCGAACCGGUGGACAGCGACGUGUCUGACAGGAGUACUUCGCCGUACCUUCACUCCAGCACGGAAGUAGCACGCAACAGGCGGCUGUGUGGAAUAAGCGAUGCUGAAACUCUGCUCCAUAUUGUGAAGGGCAACAUUGGUACAGGCAUUAUCGGUCUGCCCUACGCCUUUAUGUUUGCCGGAUUUGCUGUUGGCUUUGCCAGUAUGGUGUUAGUGUGCGUGGUGGCUGUCUACUGCAUGCUGAUGUUAGUACAAGCAAGUCAUCGACUCUGUGACCUCCAUAACAAGCAGCAGCUGGACUACGCUACCACAGCGGAGCUAAGCAUUGCCGUGAGAUUCACGCGUGCCGGACUACCAAAGCUAUUUCGGCGCACUGUGAAUGCUUUCCUGAUCAUAACACAGCUUGGUUUCACCGCUAUCUACUUUGUCUUCAUAUCGAAGAAUAUGGCGCAGGUGCUGGAAGCUAUGCGCUACGACCUGGACUAUCACUACCUCAUCCUGAUCUUUAUACCCGUACUAAUCGUUGGAGUGUGGAUACGCGACCUGAAGCAGAUAGCCAUCUUCUCCGGCAUAGGCAAUGUCCUGCAGAGCAUCUCUAUUGUCAUCAUUCUCUACUACCUGUGCGGCCACUUGCACUGGUCCGACACACGCCUCUAUCCGAAGAAGGUCUCCGACAUGGCACUGUUCUUCGGCCUGGCAGUGUUUUCCGUGGAAGGAAUCGGUGUGGUUAUGCCCCUGGAGAAUGAUAUGAAGAAGCCGAGACACUUCCCUGCAAUAGUGAUUGGUGGCAUGUCGUUCGUGUCCACCUUGUUCCUGCUCGUCGGCUCGUUUGGGUUCAUCUGUUUCCGCGAAGAUACCCUGGGUAGCAUCACACUCAACCUACCCGGUGACUCUCAUGAUCCUAACAAUCUACCCUACAUCUACGUCAAGCUCUUCUUCACCUUUGCCAUCAUGUCAUCCUAUCUGGUGCAGUUCUACGUGGCCAUUCAGAUAAUCGAGCCGUUCAUUUUCAAGCGCCUAGGCGACUCUGAGCGAAAGCGUGCCCUGGUUAGUCAUGCCCUGCGAGCAGGACUUGUCAUUGGAGCUGCUGGCCUGGCAGCCGGUGUGCCCAACCUGGGUCUGUUCAUCUCCUUGGUGGGCGCCCUAGGCAGCAGUGCGUUGGCCAUCAUCUUUCCGCCCAUCAUCCACAUGGCCGUCUUCUGGAACGACCAUCCUGGCGUGCUCUGGAAGAUUCGCAAUAUUCUGAUUGCGUUCAUCGGUAUUCUUGGCAUGGUCACGGGUACGUACGCCACUGUUGUGGAACUCAUAGAGACGCUGGCAGACGAGCACAAAUGACCUGCUAAGUCAUGCCACUACUGACUACUGCAGGUGUGCCCGGCCUGGGUCUGGUGGAACCCUGUGGGGGGGGACAUUGUGUGGCAGUUCUAUUGUGAUGCUGCCAACAGCUACCAACAGCCACCGAGAAUGCCACAACGCAUUGCACAGAAAUUAUCUCCAAUACAUAUUGUGUGGACCCGGUGGGGGGAUAUUGUGUUGCAGUUCUAUCGUGAUGCUGCCAACAGCCAAUGAGGCUGCCACAACGCAAGACACAUAGAAUUACCCCGAAUAAAUAUUGUGUGAAUACUGGAUUGUUCCCAUGCAGGAUUGAAUUUGAGAGUUUAUCAUUAUGGUCAUCCAGGUGAUGAUCAGUGCUGAUUUAAGUCAUUCCCAUACUACUACAUACUACUAGUGGAGUUGAGCUUGACUGUUGCUGUUGCUUCUGCCCAUAUUAUUAUUCCAAUACUCAGCAUACUGCUGCUGCUGCUGCUUGUGCAAUGUUAAAUAAUUAUUCCGAUACUGCGUAUGCUGGCUGUACGUGCAGUAUCGUAAAUUAUUUUCCUGCUCGCUGUGUUCCGUCUUUUUGGUUGCACAUAGUAUUUUAUUCCGCUGCCAGAUGCACAUGCAGCGACUGUGCACAUUACACACACUUUUCAU
Sycon ciliatum is the source of this 2671-nucleotide messenger RNA. RefSeq names its product proton-coupled amino acid transporter 2-like. The record is from RefSeq and is a predicted model, not a curated record. Gene Ontology annotation, biological process: amino acid transmembrane transport. The transcript has 9 exons. Bases 548 to 2032 code for a protein of 494 amino acids. Lineage: Eukaryota; Metazoa; Porifera; Calcarea; Leucosolenida; Sycettidae. Gene Ontology annotation, molecular function: L-amino acid transmembrane transporter activity.